This is a messenger RNA of Prosopis cineraria, 1148 nucleotides long. Its product is annotated as probable xyloglucan endotransglucosylase/hydrolase protein 23. The coding region runs from base 59 to 946 and encodes 295 amino acids. Gene Ontology annotation, biological process: cell wall biogenesis; xyloglucan metabolic process. The record is from RefSeq and is a predicted model, not a curated record. Gene Ontology annotation, molecular function: hydrolase activity, hydrolyzing O-glycosyl compounds; xyloglucan:xyloglucosyl transferase activity. The transcript is spliced from 3 exons. Gene Ontology annotation, cellular component: cell wall; apoplast. Lineage: Eukaryota; Viridiplantae; Streptophyta; Magnoliopsida; Fabales; Fabaceae.
UCAUCCUUCAUACUUCACUAGCUAUUUGAAAAAAUCACUCCAAUCUCUCUCUUACAACAUGGCUUCAUCUGCUGCUUCUUUCAGAUGUGUAUCAGUGAUGCUUCUGGUUCCUCUUCUUGUCGGUUCUCUCAUGGUUGUUGCCUUUGCUGGUGAUUUGAACCAAGAGUUUGACAUAACUUGGGGCGAUGGUCGAGGCAAGAUGCUCAACAAUGGCGAGCUUCUCACUCUCUCACUGGACAAAGCAUCAGGCUCAGGUUUUCAAUCCAAGAAUGAGUAUCUCUUUGGCAAGAUUGAUAUGCAACUCAAGCUCGUCCCUGGAAAUUCUGCUGGCACUGUCACUGCCUAUUAUUUGUCUUCAAAGGGAUCAAACUGGGAUGAAAUUGACUAUGAAUUUCUGGGAAACCUCAGUGGUGAUCCAUAUGUCCUUCACACCAACGUGUUCAGCCAAGGCAAAGGAAACAGAGAGCAGCAGUUCUAUCUCUGGUUUGAUCCAACCGCAGAUUUCCACACUUACUCUAUCCUCUGGAACCCCCAAAGAAUCAUAUUCUCAGUGGAUGGAACUCCUAUCAGAGAGUUCAAGAACUCAGAGUCCAUUGGUGUCCCAUUCCCGAAGAACCAGCCAAUGAGGAUAUACUCAAGCUUGUGGAAUGCAGAUGACUGGGCAACAAGAGGUGGCCUCGUGAAGACGGAUUGGACCCAGGCUCCCUUCACUGCUUCCUACAAAAACUUCAAAGCUGAUGCUUGCGUCUGGUCUUCUGGCAAAUCAUCUUGUCCUUCAACUUCAUCAUCUUCAUCCUCCACCAGUUCCUCGUGGCUCUCACAAGAGCUUGACACUACUUCACAAGAGUGGCUGAGAUGGGUACAGAAAAACUACAUGAUCUACAAUUACUGCGCAGAUGUUAAGAGGUUUCCUCAAGGUCUUCCUCCAGAAUGCAGAGCCUCCUAAGGCAAAACUGAGCAGCGAAAUUUAUUUUCUCAGUAACGGUUACGUAACUAUAAUUUGUGGAUGUGAAAUUUUGGAUUCAAUUCAUUCGUUCGUUUCCAUUGUAGUCAUCGCUGUGAUGGUGUGAUGACAUGAAUGGCUAUUCUUUAUUAUGUAAAAUAGAUCAUUUCGUAGUAAAAUGAUGGUCUUCUCUGUUACAUUUCCA